Neodiprion virginianus is the source of this 2029-nucleotide messenger RNA. RefSeq names its product 2-(3-amino-3-carboxypropyl)histidine synthase subunit 1 (gene Dph1). Gene Ontology annotation, molecular function: 2-(3-amino-3-carboxypropyl)histidine synthase activity. Gene Ontology annotation, biological process: protein histidyl modification to diphthamide. The record is from RefSeq and is a predicted model, not a curated record. NCBI's taxonomy places the organism in Eukaryota, Metazoa, Arthropoda, Insecta, Hymenoptera, Diprionidae. The transcript has 4 exons. The coding region runs from base 332 to 1570 and encodes 412 amino acids.
CUAACCUAAUCUAACAGCGAAUGAAACGUCAAAAAAGCAAAGUUACCUCUUAACGUGGAUUUACCGAAUUAGUUUAAAGUGUAAAAAAUGAUGUCCCAAGUAUUCUCGUAAUGUAUGGAAAAAAGUAGGAAAAACGUAGCGAAUACAUUUAUACGCACAUUUUGGAUAGUAAAAAAUGAAAAGAUAAAGUAAAUUGAUAACUUUCAUCUAGUAUCGGUAACCAAAGUAGAUGAACAAUUGAUAAGAAAAUAUUUAAAGUAGCCAAACUUCACUUUUAUUACAAAACAGUUCAAAAGUGCACAUCUACAGAUUGAUAUCGUGAAUUAUAACAAUGAGUGAGCAAGGUGAAUCCACAGUUGUUGUGGUGAAGGCAAAGCCAGUAAGAAGGGUUUAUAAGGCCCCGGUGAGGGUAAAUAAAAUACCCCCUGAGCAGCUAAACGACCCAUUGCUAAAUGCCGCCAUUGCAGUUUUGCCGACAAAUUAUAACUUUGAAAUUCACAAAACAAUAUGGAGAAUAAAAGAACUCAAGUCACAAAGAGUAGCUCUUCAAAUGCCUGAAGGUCUCCUUAUUUUUGCGACCACCAUUUCUGACAUUAUAGAAGAAUUCACUUGCGCUGAAACUGUCAUUAUGGGAGACGUUACUUAUGGUGCUUGCUGCAUUGACGAUUAUACGGCAAAGGCUCUCGGGGUCGAUCUGCUUGUCCAUUAUGGUCAUUCCUGCCUAAUACCAGUUGACAAAACAGUGGGAAUCAAAGUCCUGUAUAUAUUUGUUGAUAUAAAAAUCGAUGCAAUGCAUUGCAUAGAGUCUUUGCAGGCAAACUUGUUGGUAACAACGAAAAUAGCAUUAGUCAGCACUAUUCAAUUUGCCUCAACGCUCCAGGCUGUCGCUAUCGAGAUGAGAAAAGCUGGAUAUGAAGUUACCGUACCACAAAGCAGACCUCUUAGCCCUGGCGAAGUGCUCGGGUGUACGGCGCCUCAGAUUCGCUGCGCAGAUGCGGUCAUAUACUUGGGAGACGGUCGUUUUCAUUUGGAGGCAGCAAUGAUUGCGAACCCCAAAUUGCGGGCCUAUCGUUACGAUCCUUAUGACAAGAGUUUAACUGAGGAAUUCUAUGACCAUGAAAGAAUGCGAAGUAAUAGACGAACCGCGAUUGAAACUUCUAAAAGUGCGGAGAAAUUUGGACUUAUACUAGGCACCUUGGGUCGACAGGGAAAUCCCGAUGUAUUGAAGACUAUUGAGAAACGGAUCAAAGUAUUGAAGAAAGAAGCCGUUAUUAUUCUUCUUUCAGAAAUAUUUCCUGAUAAGCUAAAGUUAUUUGACGAUAUUGAUGCAUUUAUACAGGUCGCAUGUCCAAGGCUGAGCAUAGAUUGGGGUACAGCAUUUGAAAAGCCUUUACUGACGCCCUACGAGGGCUCAGUUUCUUUGAAGCUAGCAGAGUUGGACAAUGACAGACCAUACCCUAUGGACUUUUAUGCCUCUGCAAGUUUAGGCCCGUGGACACCAAACCAUAAACCUGCAGAUUUAGAAAAACAGACCGAUGCAUGCUGUGGAAAGUGCAAGGAAGUCAAAUAGCCAAUAUUCAAUAUAUGAAAAAUAAAUGUCUUUUCUAUCCUAUUUGAUAUUUGUAUUGAAAUGUUAAUACUUAGUUUUAAUGAUGUAUGUAGUGAAUGCAAGAAUCAGAAAUAUUUUGUAAUUACUGGGAAUAUCGACCGUGAAAUGUAGGUAGACGGUAUACCCUUCAGAUUAUCGUUUGAAUUUUUUCCGUUCACCAGUCUCAAAGUUGUAUGCUUAACUUUGCCUAAUCUACGUCGUUAUCUAGAAGAUAAGAGGAAAUAGGAUUUUCACUAUUUGAAAUGAAAAAUAGUUUGAAAUUGAAGAUUCACUUGACAUUCCGCGUGUAAUUUGGUGUUGGUACGCGUACAUUAUUUGCCAGUACCGUCUCCUGAACAAAUACAGUCUUGAAUUUGUGAUGUAACAUCAGUAAUUGCGGGAUGUUGUUAUUGAGAGUAAUAAACAUGAUCUUAAAACAAA